UGUGCACGGACGGGCUCCAGGGCUCGCUCGCUCGCUCUGUCUCCGGCUCGGCCGCGCCCCCGGCCCGUGCCUGCGGUCCGCGCCCGCCCCGCCGUGCAUUUAGCGGUUUUCCGCAUCUGGACACCGUUGCUGUUGCUGGGCGGGCCGGAGCUAGAGCCUCCGCGAGAGCUGGUGUCGGGUGGGCCGGGGGCGCGGGCCGAGGAGGCGGUGCUGGCCCAGCUCCGGGCUCCGGGCUGGGUCCCCAGUGACAGCGCCGCCCCGGGUAUGCCCGCGGGGACGCCGCUGGCCACCGGAGCGAGGUGCUGCCCUCCGCUACCAUGACCGAGGGCACUCUGGCCGCGGACGAGGUCCGGGUGCCCCUGGGCGCUUCGCCUCCGGCCCCUGCAGCGCCGGUAAGGGCUUCCCCAGCGAGUCCUGGGGCGCCGGGGCGCGAGGAACAGCGAGGAUCCGGGUCCGGCGUGUUGGCUCCGGAGAGCCCAGCGACCGAGUGUGGUGCGGACCUGGGCGCCGACGAGGAACAGCCCGUCCCAUACCCGGCACUGGCUGCCACGGUCUUCUUCUGCCUCGGGCAAACCACGCGGCCGCGCAGCUGGUGCCUCCGACUGGUUUGUAACCCAUAUCCUUACAGGGUUGGCAGGGCGCUGGGGGCUGAGGUUUGGGACUCCUUCUGCGUACGCCCUGUGAACCCGGCUUUUGGGAUCCGGCGCGGGCUGGGUAGGGGUGCGAGGGCAGCGUUCUUCUCAGAGGUGGUAGGGUUACGCCUCGGAACUUGCUGGUGUGAUCUGGGUUCAGAGGCAGCUCGGGACGGAGAGUAUGGGCGGAAGCAGCGAGGAUGCCGCCGGCUUGGAAGGGAAUGAAAGAUAGUUGUUAACUCCUGCGGUCGGAGAGGGGGAGAUGGGAAUCCCCGCCU
This is a messenger RNA of Psammomys obesus (fat sand rat), 910 nucleotides long. RefSeq names its product voltage-dependent T-type calcium channel subunit alpha-1H-like. Bases 318 to 857 code for a protein of 179 amino acids. The transcript has 2 exons. Lineage: Eukaryota; Metazoa; Chordata; Mammalia; Rodentia; Muridae. The record is from RefSeq and is a predicted model, not a curated record.